AUGAGUGUGCUUCUUUCAAGGUAUCAGCAUUUGAGAGAUGAUGGAAAGUGUACGUCGAUUUUCGAUUCCUACAAAGCAAUCAUUGAGCUAAGGAAAAAGUUUCUUGAAGAAUUUAAUGUUGUAAUAUUGAAGCUUUUUAGAGUCGAUCUUUUGGAACAGGCUACACAGAUCAAUAUCAUUAUGCUUGAUUUGAAUAACUCUGAGGCCGAAUUUAACGAAAGAAGAGAUUGUGUGUCAAAGAAGGACCUGCGUAUCCAAAUGGGGAGUUUUGGAAAGAGAAGGGCAGCCCAAAUAGCGCUACUUGCAAAGGCCAACCAAGUAAGAUUGAUUCAACUAAACGAAAAGCUUCUUUCUGAGUUUGGCAAAUCAAGAUCUCAGCUGUUGAAAGCUGCUUUCCAGUAUCUAGGUUUGAGGGAAUCAUUUAAUCAUCACCAAUUAGUUGAAAAUCAAUUUUCUUUUGUCGAUGCCCUGUUUAAGGUAUGCGGCGGCUUGAUAAAUUUCAAGCUUCUUACAAGCUCAUCAACGAGCUCAACCGGUGAUUUGGGAGAGUUUUCUCUUGAUUCGGACAAGUGUAGACCUAAAUCUACGAUUCCAGAGAUGGUGACGAUUGAACACCCUGUUGCUGGGCAAUUGAAAUCUUCGAUUCUUGAAACGCAGAGCCCACCCAUUUUAGCUGGCAUUGUGUUGAAAUUCUUUUCAGACCUUCCCGAGCCGCUAUUUCCAUUCAUCACACAUCCGGAAUUGGAUGCGAUUGCCUACCGCCGGGAGGAAGAUAUAAGAUUAGGGCUUAUUACAAAGACGAUCAACAAUCUGCCGAUGGAACAUGGCGUUACGCUAUCAAAAUUUAUUGGACACAUAUAUCAAUUUUGGAAUGGUGAAGAGCCUUCUGGAGAUGAUUUGUCCAAGAUUUCCCGUAUUGCGGGAAAAGUGAUCAUAAGAAAAAACGACACAAAACUGGGGGCCAUUUCUACGGGAAUAGGGAAGGAUAUGAGCAUGGAGCAGGUGAUCACAAAAGACCUAAUAGCCAAUUUCCCCUUGCUGUUCGGUGCUUUUUGCAAGAAAUGA
This is a messenger RNA of Mitosporidium daphniae, 1065 nucleotides long. RefSeq lists its product as uncharacterized. Gene Ontology annotation, biological process: signal transduction. NCBI's taxonomy places the organism in Eukaryota, Fungi, Microsporidia. Bases 1 to 1065 code for a protein of 354 amino acids. The record is from RefSeq and is a predicted model, not a curated record. The transcript is spliced from 3 exons.